UGUUGUAUUUGUUAAAAAUUACCAACCAUAAAAAGGGAAUUUAAUAAAAAUAAUAUAAAAGAAUGGCGGCUCUAUGGAUACGAAAGAUUAUACCAUUAAAAGUUGCAGAUGUCAGGUUUUGUAGUAGCAAUCUUCAUAAAUGUACUUUAAUCCCUGGGGAUGGUAUUGGUCCUGAAAUUUCUGUAGCUGUACAAAAAAUUUUUGAAGCGGCUAAAGUACCUAUAGAUUGGGAAUCAGUAGAUGUUACACCUGUUAAAGGGUCAGAUGGUAAAUUUGGUAUACCUCAAGCAGCCAUUGACUCAAUUAACAAAAACAAAAUUGGUUUAAAAGGACCACUUAUGACUCCAAUUGGAAAAGGGCAUAGAUCCUUAAAUCUGGCAUUAAGAAAGGAAUUCAAUCUAUAUGCUAAUGUUCGACCAUGUCGGUCUUUAGAAGGUUAUAAAACUCUUUAUGAUAAUGUUGAUGUUAUCACAAUUAGAGAAAAUACUGAGGGAGAAUAUUCCGGUAUUGAACACGAAAUUGUUGAAGGAGUUGUACAGUCUAUUAAGCUUAUUACAGAAGAGGCCUCAAGUAGAGUAGCAGAAUUUGCUUUUCAAUAUGCUAAAGAUAAUAAUAGAAAAAAGGUAACUGCUGUACAUAAAGCAAAUAUAAUGAGAAUGUCAGAUGGUUUAUUUUUGAGAUGCUGUAGAGAAGCAGCUCAAAAAUAUCCAAGUGUAAAAUUUGAAGAACGAUAUUUAGACACAGUUUGUUUAAAUAUGGUGCAAGAACCAAGUCAAUAUGAUGUUCUUGUAAUGCCCAAUUUAUAUGGUGAUAUUUUGUCUGAUAUGUGUGCUGGUUUAGUAGGAGGUUUGGGACUUACACCAAGUGGAAACAUUGGUUUGAAAGGUGCUCUUUUCGAAUCUGUUCAUGGUACUGCACCAGAUAUUGCUGGGCAAGAUAGAGCUAAUCCUACAGCUUUAUUAUUAUCCGCAGUUAUGAUGUUAAAAUAUAUGGGUCUAAAUGAUCAUGCCACGAUCAUUGAAACUUCUGCUUAUGACACAAUUAAAGAAGCUAAAUACUUAACAGGCGAUUUAGGUGGUACUGCAAAAUGCAGUGAAUAUACAAGUGAAAUAUGCAGCAAAAUUGUUAUGCAAAUAAAAUAAUAAACUUAUUUUUAUCUAAAUUAAAAUUGUUAAUAUGCAUAGAAAUUUUGGUUUUAAUAGAUGAGUAAAACCUGCUUAUCUGAGGAUUUGUUUUUACAGUGUUGAAUAAUUUGUAUGCGAGAGUGUAAUUUUAAUAUUAAAGUAAGUUUAAGUAUA
Molecule: messenger RNA, 1298 nt
Organism: Ceratosolen solmsi marchali
Lineage: Eukaryota; Metazoa; Arthropoda; Insecta; Hymenoptera; Agaonidae
Gene: Idh3a
Product: isocitrate dehydrogenase [NAD] subunit alpha, mitochondrial
Exons: 6
Coding region: 63-1142 (359 amino acids)
Biological process (GO): tricarboxylic acid cycle; isocitrate metabolic process
Cellular component (GO): mitochondrion
Molecular function (GO): isocitrate dehydrogenase (NAD+) activity; magnesium ion binding; NAD binding
Source: RefSeq, a predicted model, not a curated record